Ficedula albicollis (Collared flycatcher) is the source of this 447-nucleotide messenger RNA. Its product is annotated as cyclin-dependent kinase 2-like. The record is from RefSeq and is a predicted model, not a curated record. The transcript is spliced from 4 exons. NCBI's taxonomy places the organism in Eukaryota, Metazoa, Chordata, Aves, Passeriformes, Muscicapidae. Gene Ontology annotation, biological process: regulation of G2/M transition of mitotic cell cycle; G1/S transition of mitotic cell cycle; protein phosphorylation. Gene Ontology annotation, molecular function: cyclin binding; cyclin-dependent protein serine/threonine kinase activity; ATP binding. Bases 1 to 396 code for a protein of 131 amino acids. Gene Ontology annotation, cellular component: nucleus; cyclin-dependent protein kinase holoenzyme complex; cytoplasm.
AUGACGCGGGGGGACCCCAGUGUUGCAGGGGGACCCCGACUUUGGAGGACCCCGAAGCCGGUGGUGACACUGUGGUACCGCGCCCCCGAGAUCCUGCUGGGCUGCAAAUAUUACAGCACAGCUGUGGACAUCUGGAGCCUGGGCUGCAUCUUCGCCGAGAUGAUCACGCGCCGGGCGCUGUUCCCCGGUGACUCCGAGAUCGACCAGCUGUUCCGCAUUUUCCGCACUCUGGGCACUCCGGACGAGGCCGCCUGGCCGGGGGUCUCGGCCCUGCCCGACUACAAGGCCACCUUCCCCCGCUGGGCCCGCCAGGACCUGGCCAAGGUCCUGCCGCCGCUGGACGACGAGGGACGCAAGCUGCUGGCGGUGAGGGGACGCAGGGGACCCCUAUCCUGAUUCUUCCCUCUUUUUUCCUGACUUUUCCCACUUUUUUCCUGACUUUUCCCA